This is a messenger RNA of Prorocentrum cordatum, 2238 nucleotides long. The record is from the annotation of a GenBank genome assembly. Lineage: Eukaryota; Dinophyceae; Prorocentrales; Prorocentraceae.
CUUUUCCAGAGAGUCCGCGGCAGCACAGACGAGGCCUCGGACCGAGAGCGUGCUCCCCACGGGAUCUUCCCCGGGAGAAAGUGAGAGGAAUGCACAACGGGGCGACGCCAAUGAUGCUACGACGCCGAGCCUGGGCGCGCCAACAGCGCACACGCCCUCCUGUGACUUGGCCACGGGAUCGUAUACACCCGCUCCAGGGCUGUGGUUGGCCUGGCAAAGACCUCCGAGGCAUACAGGCAUACUCCCUCUCAGACCUACGCAUAACUAUAUAUAUAUAUAUAUCCAUCGAACGGCCUGCAAUUGGCGCCCCCCCGAUGCAGUGGAACCCACCUCACGCGGAAAAGUCGACCGGGCUCGCCAGUCUGGGCGAACGAAAGGGGCAGAUAGCAAAAGGGGAGGGUAGGACCCCGCCCGCCCCGAGCCAAAGCCGAGACGGCCUGGCGCACUUCACAGGCCGAAGCCUAUGCAAGUUCACAGCUUGGGGAACCGACAUCCGAAGACCCCAGGAGGCAGCAGGCAUGGACAUGUGCGGGCCCCGCGGGGCCCAAAAUGACGGGCCACAUCCACUGCCCAAGAUGUCCACAUCAACUGCCUCCUGGGACUCGGAAGCCGGGCAAGGGCUGCCAAAUCCGUGGCUGCUAAAAUCCACCUCCGGGAAGUUGUCUUCGUCCUUCCGGGAAGAAGCGCCCUCGCGCCGCCCCCCAGGGGAGACGAGGAGGACGAGGAGGACUCGGAGCCGAGCCGCGAAGCGCGAAGAACUCCGCGCCCCCGAGGGCGCCCUCGGGGGCGCCCUCGGGGGGGGCCCGAAGCGCAGGGGGGGGCGGGGCCGGCCCAGCGCGCCCGCGCGCCCGCCCGCGCGGGCGGCGGCGCGGCUCGAGGCCGCAGGGGUCCGCGGGGCGCGCCGCGGCGGCCGUCGCAGGCACCGCGCGCCCCGAAGGCCGCCUCCCCUGCCGGGAGGGCACGCCCCCAAGGGGGACGGCGCGCGCCCUGCGCCACCCGGCGGCCUGCUGGACGGGGUGGCGGGGUGGCGGGGAGCGAGCGAGAGGGGUGGCCAGCAGGGCGGCCGUCGAGGGCCAGGCGCCCCAGAGGACGAGCGGGAGGAGGAGGGGGAGGAGGAGGGGGAGGGGGAAAAGGAGAGAAGAAGGACGGAAGGGGGAAAAAGCUGACAGUCAUCAUCUGCUGUGCUGGGAUCAGCUCAUGGGACUCUCAGCCGCGGCAGACGCUGCGAGAACUUCGGUCGCCGCCGCGAACAACGCGGAGGCCGCCACCCCUCAUCUGCAACAAUCCCCGAACCAGCUCGUGCGCUGCACAUCGGUUGCAGGCGUAACGAGACAACGCUUGACGCUGCCGUUACAAAGCCGCGGAAGGAGUGGCAGCCAUCCAAAAGCGGUGCGCGUGCAAGGUGGCACGCAUGACCACGACGCCCAACCUUGAAACGAAACAAGAUGAGGUGUGGGAGGGUGAGGGGGGAAGGAGAAGAAGUCAUAUAGGACGAGAGAUAGAGCCUAAGAAAUACAGAGAAGGCAGCGUCUCGCCGUCACGCGGUGUCACACGUCCAGGCCCUUCAAGCCAGUGCCACCUGUGGAGCCCGCGCCCGGCUUCUCGAGAGGCCUCCUCAACGGCACCGCGUCGAUGAUGCCGGUUGGGGCUGGCAAGGCAGCGCCGCCCUUUGGCUGGAGGGGAGGCAAGCAGGCAGGGACGAGAGGCGGAGGGGAAGCAGGAGGCGGAGGAUUUGUUGUCAUCUGUCUCAUGAGGGCAUGACCGAGGUGCACAAGGGAAUCAAUCAGAGUCGCCCGAGCCAUCAACGACCGCUGCGAUGAGCGGCUCCUCGGCCUCUUCAUGGGCGAGGGCGGCUCGGACACUCUGCGAAGCAACAGCUCCCUGAGGCAUUGCGGAGGGAGCUGACGCCGCCGACGUGGCGGCAGCUGGGGGAGCUGAGAAGAGGAACCUCGCGGCCUCCUCGUCAGCCUCCGGAUCGAAAAGGUCGGCGCGUUGUACCGAUGGGCAGCAAAACAAGCCGACGCAAACCUGCUGCUCUGUCGCCGUGGGGUGAGCACUCCCCACAGGCGAGCGAGCCGACCUGUGAAACUCGCUGGCAGCACGGCAGCGCGCUCGGCCGCGGCGGGCCCCGUGCUCCCGUCACGGGACGGUAAAGGGGUCCCCUCGCACCCCAGCGACUCGCCCCUUGGAGGGGCCGGUUCGUCCGCGGUGCUCCCUCCCCAUCGCCGGGCUCGACCG